Dovyalis caffra is the source of this 516-nucleotide messenger RNA. Lineage: Eukaryota; Viridiplantae; Streptophyta; Magnoliopsida; Malpighiales; Salicaceae. The record is from the annotation of a GenBank genome assembly.
AUGUUGAAGAAGGCUAGAGCUCUAUUUGCAGGCAGGGGAGGAGAAAGGUUGUGUCAGUUGGUUCCAGGACUUGACAGCAAAGAAAAGGACCGCAUUUUGGAUCAAACCUUUGAAAGAUACACAUCAAAUAUGGUAAAGAGGAAUGGGAAAGGGACUGCCAUUGUUUGGUUCAGGAAUGAUUUGAGAGUAUUGGACAAUGAGGUUUUGUUCAAGGCUUGGUCUGUUGAAGCAAAAUGUGCCAUCCGAGGCUGUGCUAAAAUCCCAAAGUCUCUAGGACCAGCUCCUCGCGUUGAGGAUUGGGGGUGUGUUCCAUCAAUCGAGCGACUUGGACUACAAUCGCAACAGGCAAGGGUUCUGUUUGAAUUGAUUUGGAGGGAUUACUUCAGGUUUAUCUCAGUCAAAUACGGAAAUUCCAUUUUCCAAUUAGGCGGCCCACGAAAAGUUGAGCAUAGAUGGAGUCAAGACCAGAGAUUGUUUGAUUCUUGGAGAAAUGGCUGUACAGGGUAUGUUGCUUGA